Messenger RNA from Siniperca chuatsi (mandarin fish), 6143 nucleotides. It is a transcript of the gene cnksr2a, whose product is annotated as connector enhancer of kinase suppressor of Ras 2a. Gene Ontology annotation, cellular component: cytoplasm; membrane. NCBI's taxonomy places the organism in Eukaryota, Metazoa, Chordata, Actinopteri, Centrarchiformes, Sinipercidae. The record is from RefSeq and is a predicted model, not a curated record. Gene Ontology annotation, biological process: regulation of signal transduction. Gene Ontology annotation, molecular function: protein binding.
CAGAGGGAAAUACACUGAUAUGUGCGCGCGGAGCCACCCACGAGGCGCGUGCACAGUUUAAUCAUAUCUGGAGAGAGAGAGAGAGAGAGAUGAUAUCGGGUGUUGAGUCCGGUGUGACUUAUCUAUCCUACUCUGCUGCUGUCGGUAACGGACCGGCUGCGCACACACCUACACGCACUCCUCUCUAUCUCCCUCUGUCACACACACACACACACACACCGGGAGCGCAGGACCGGACUGGCGCACUGGGGAAAAGGGAGGGAAGAGAGAGAGAAAGAGACACAUGUCAGACCGGAUCGAGCAGGGGAAUGUAUCGGAUUCCGCUGCACACACGCCCGGGCUGCCCAGCACUGAGGGCUGCGCUGCGUUAACGGGACACGACACCGGGCUGAGCCAGGGGCGGGAGGACCGGACCGGGAUAGUGUAAAAAGGAGUCACCUGGCUGCGGAGGCAGGGGAGGAAGGGAGGAAGGAGAGACGGAGGGAGGGUCGGAAGGGGAGCUGCGCCCGGCUGACAGAGCUUUGUUUUGGGUUAACAACACCGCUUGCGCGCAAAGUUUCCUCGAUGGCGCUGGUGAUGGAGCCGGUGAGCAAAUGGAGCACGAGCCAGGUGGUGGACUGGAUGAAAGGUCUGGACGACUGCUUGCAGCAAUAUGUGUGUGUGUUUGAGCGCGGAGGUGUGUGCGGGGAGAGGCUGCUGAGGAUUAGCCACGCCGAGCUGGAGGAGCUGGGAGUUUCUCGCAUCGGACACCAGGAGCUCAUUCUGGAGGCUGUCGACUUGCUCUGUGCUCUGAACUCAGGUCUGGAGACGGAGAGCGUCAGGACUCUGGCUCACAAACUCGGUGCCUCAGCCAAAAACCUGCAGAACUUCAUUUCCGGCCGCCGCCGCAGCAGCCAAUCAGAGAGCAGGACCUCGCGGCGGCUCCCCAACGAUCUGCUGACCUCCGUGGUCGACCUCAUCACAGCCGCCAAGAGUCUGCUGGCCUGGUUGGACAGGUCUCCCUUUGCUGCAGUGGCAGACUACUCAGUAACCCGAAAUAAUGUCAUUCAGCUCUGCCUGGAGCUCACCACCAUUGUACAGCAGGACUGUACGGUGUUUGAGACGGAGAACAAAAUCCUUCAUGUGUGUAAGACUCUGUCAGAGGUGUGUGAGCACAUUGUGUGUGUGUCAUCGGACCCGCUGGUUUCUCAGUCAGCCCACCUCGAGCUGGUUCACCUCACCAACAUCAAACCCUCUGAAGGCCUGGGAAUGUAUAUCAAGUCAACCUACGACGGCCUUCAUGUGAUCACAGGAACUACUGAAGGGUCUCCAGCUGACCGCUGUAAGAAGAUCCAUGCGGGAGAUGAAGUAAUUCAAGUCAAUCACCAGACUGUGGUGGGCUGGCAGUUACGUAAUCUGGUCGGUUCGCUGAGGGCCGAUAAAGGCGUCGUGUCCCUGACCCUGAAGAAGCGUCCGCAGAGCACGCUCAGCUCCGCCCCUGCACUGCUGAAGAACAUGCGUUGGAAACCCCUAGCUCUGCAGCCAACCAGAAGCCCAAGCAGCAGUUCGGCCACACCCUCCGGCACACCCACCAAGAGCUCUGCCCUCCAGGACCUUCACAUCCCCCCUCCACCUGCUGAGCCGUACACACCCAGAGAUGAGACAGGAGCCUUGUCUGGAGAUGAGGCAUCUCGUAACCACAGUGGCGUCAGUGUUGCUAAGCGCUCUGAGUCACCAAACUCCUUCCUGGAUCAAGAGACUCGCCGGCGAGAAGAGGAGGAGCCCGUGUACUGCACCACGCCCACAUAUGGCAGACUGAGGCCCAUCUCCAUGCCUGUGGAGUGUAACUGGGUGGGCGACUAUGAAGAUCCAGCCAAGCUUAACAGAGAAAGCCGCAGAGAAGCGUCACUGAUGCGUUAUGUGGGACUGUCCGGUGUGGACGAGAGGAUCAGCUCCGACGACUACUCCUCCCACACAGCUCGUCCGGGCAAACGGUCCAAUGACACGGCCAAACGCACCAAGAGGCGGAGCCACCACAGCCAAAGCCCCUCCCACUACGUCCUCCAGACAAGUCAGCGAGAUUCUCCACCGAGAGAUCCUGCUUCAAUUUAUCACACAUACCAACAGUCAUCCUCUCUGCAGUCAAAGACCAGGAAGAAGAAUAAAGGACGAAGUCUGGCCUCCCUGAGUCGGAGGCGUGUUUCCUGUAAGGCACUGGGCAGAGGAGACUGUGAGGGCUGGCUGUGGAGAAAGAGAGAUGCAAAGGGUUACUUCUCUCAGAAAUGGAAGAAGUACUGGUUUGUUCUGAAGGACAACUGCCUGUACUGGUACAUCAAUGAGGAGGAUGAGAAGGCAGAGGGUUUUGUUAGUCUUCCAGAGUUUAAGAUUGACCGGGCCAGUGAAUGUCGCAAGAAGUAUGCUUUCAAAGCAUGUCACCCCAAGGUCAAGAGUUUCUACUUUGCAGCAGAUGGAGUGGAUGACAUGAACAGAUGGCUGAGUCGUCUCAACAUGGCCGCUGUGGGCUACGCCGAGCGAGAGAGGAUACGCCAGGAGCAGGAUUACUGGAGUGAGAGUGAACAUGAGGAUGACACCACCUCCAGCCCCAAACAGGACAGUCCCCCACCUCCAUAUGAUACCUACCCACGGCCUCCAUCAAUGAGUGCCUACUUGGAAGGCCGGACCACUCGACUGUCUUCCACAGAGACGUCACGUUCUCGCUCUUCCCAAGAGGACUUCCUCUGUGGCGAGCCACCCGCUGUGGCUGCAGAGCCGCAGUACCAUCCUGGUCAUCUAGGGGGAGGCACCACGCACAGUGGGAGAAAGCCCGGCGGCAGCAGCAGCAGCGACGUGCAGUACAGAUGUGAUCCUGUAGAGUACCGUUCCAGUCGUGGGGGCAGCAGUGAGACAGGGUCUCCAGGCCGCUCUUCCUCAUCUCAGAGACGUUCCUGGCAGGACCUGAUUGAGACACCACUGACUGAGGCUGGACUGCACUACCUACAAACUGGACCACUAGAGGACGCCGUCUUUGCUGAGCCCGGUCCUGGUGCUGGGACUAUGAUGGCCGGAGCCGUUUACACUCUUCCUGCACAGAGGAAUGUCCCGUUGCCCAUGGCGAUGCAGAGGCUGAUUCCUAUGGCAACCCAGGGAGGGAAACCCCGCAGCUAUACACUGCCACGAGACAGCAACCUACACACACUCCUCACGCCCCCUGCGAAAGAAGAACAGCAAACACACAACGGUGGCAGCGAGGGUGCAUCCCUGGGCGACCUGUUUCGUGCGUGCGAGCAGGGCGGGGUGUGUCCUCUAGGCCGCGGGUCAGAGGCCAAAGGUCAAUCAGAGUUCAGGCAGUCUUUCCUCCGACGGGCCGCCGACCCUCAGCUCAACGAGCGUCUGCACCGCCUCCGCAUCAUGACGUCCACGUUGAAGGACAGGGAGGGGGAGCUAGCGCUGAUUGACAGGCUGUUGGCCAAUCCCCAGCUGUCGUCGGCAGAGUUCCAGGAGUGGAAAAGAGCCUAUCAGGAGCUGUUCUCUCAGGAGCCAGACUCUACCGCUGAAUCAGACCCCGGCCCUCCCCUAACCCCCUCACUCUCUCACACACACUCCUACAUCGAGACCCACGUCUGACGAGUAAAACUCACUCACACACACUCACACUUAAGUUGCUCUCAUCUCCUGAUUCUGGAAAGAGUUGGAACAAAUUGCAGCGGAUGUUUUGAUGCAUCAGAAAUUGCGAUCAGCAAAGGUUUUGCAUCAGAGCAGAUAGUGAUGGACUCGGUCGAGAGAGGGGAUGUAGGGACAACUUGACUUCACAUCCCGAUACGCUUUCAGCAGCCGCAGUGUACUAGUGCACCAUGACAGCUUUCUGAGGAGACGCCUGCGUGUGCCCCCAUGUCACAUCAAUCUACGAGCUGAUUGGUUGUGCCACUCCAGCUGGCUCGGGGGAGGACGAUAAAAUGAAUCUUAAGUGUUACAUGUUAGCUUUUGUGCUAUUUAAAUACUCGCCAUGGAAAACGCCAUAUAAAGAAGCAACAGAACUUACUUUGGACAUCAGUUUGUUCCUCCUGACAUCUCAGAGACAGAGAUCUCAGAAUAGUAUCUUCAUGAGCCGCCAUUAACAGUAUUUCAUCCUGCUUGUUGUGCCAUGUUUCUACUGACUGCACAGUGUCUCAUAGACAAGUUUAACAGCCACCGAGUGACAUCCAUUGUAUUCCAUCAAGCCUGAUACUUGAUGUCUAUGAUGAUAUUUUCUGUACAGUGAGUGUUACAGCAGAAAACAGCACAAGUCUUUUUUUAAAUCAACUAGUCUCUGUUUCUAUCUAGUUUGAUAGACUUUUGUUUGUGCUGGUUUGGUAGAAUUACGUACUGUGCUGGGCUGGACCUGAAGCAUGCACACUCCUGGAAUAGGACUCAUUUAAAGGAAAAGUCCACCCUAAAAACACUUUUAACACUGUUUUCAAACAGCUAGUGAGCCCGCGUUGUGGUAUUUUUAUGUUUUCUUGCACAAAACUGCUAUGAUGCCAGUUUCCCUGUCAUGCUGUUACUUAAUUUUCACUUAGUAUCACUUUACCUCCAGCAAUGUCACUGUAAAACAAGAGUCUUGUCUUAGAAUAUAAUCGUUGAUGCCAUUUAUUUAAUUUUACAUUUGAUAUCAGCUGCCUUUAUGAGAGCUCAUUAAUUCAUUUCUAGGCCUAAAUAUCUCCUUUAACACACUUUGACAGAAACAUGAAACGUCUCCAGUUAAAUAUUAUAAUGCAUGAUGCUUCAUUAUUGUUUUUCUUAUUGUUUUAUGCAAUAAUUAUCUCCUUAAAAACCAGCUCAUGUUCAAACAAGGCCUCUAUAAUGCCUCUAAUACCUACAUAAAUAUACUGUUAUAGCUUUUAUUACAUCACCCAAUCCGAUGAUAUCACAUAAAGGACAGGUUCACAGUUUUCAAGUCUGUCUUAUAACAAUACUGAUAUGCCCAAAUGUACAUUCAAAGAGUUCUUCCUGUCCAUAAUGGCUGCAAAGAGAUCCAAAUAAUUUCAGUGGAAGAGAUGGACAGAAAUCCACAGUCCUUGUUUUGUGUAAAAAUGCAAAAUGCAAAAAUGCAAUUUUGUACUAAACAGACUGUAACUUUAGUAAAAUAAAUAGCCAUUUGACUUCUCUAACUUAGACUGCAGAAGCCUCAUAUUAACUUCAGCAGAACUUCAUAAUGAAACCUACCUAACCCAUCCUCUAACAAAGGGUCUGUUCAAGUAAAAUUAUCCAGAUUUUGCAGCUCUAAGAAUUGAGGAAAUUUGACUCCCCCUGUGGUUGUCAGAAGAAUUAAACUCUUUGUUUUAGAAAUCUUAAUCUGGUGUUUGUGUGAUGUGCAAAUUUGAUGAAAUUAUUAGAUUUUAAAAGGCAGUUUGUUGACAACAUGUUAGGCAUUGUACACACCGGAUUCUUGCUGUUUGCUUAAUAUGGUCACCAUGGCAACUACAAGUACAUGAGUCAAUCCUAAAAACACAAAUAAUCUCUGAUUAAAGUAAUAAGCAAGGGAAGUAGAAAAGUAGACCGUUUAUCACAAAAUAACUCCUGAAACUUUCCGAACAUCACGUAUUGAUUAUAUUUUACGUAAUGGUGUAAAAGUUUCUAAGGGUGGAUUUUUCCUCAGAGACCAUUUGGCUCUCUGUAGCCUGCAUGUCACAUAGAGAAUAUGAGGAAAUAUUUAGGAACUGAAAUAUGGGUCUAAUAAAAAAUAUAUUAGUUUGUUAUUUGUAUGCUGCUGGCAAAUGACUUAAUACUCAGAGACGCUGCACAAAACUAUGAAAGCAAUCGUACACACAAAUACGCACACACGCCAAUAAACACACUACACAGACAGUUUGAAUGCUCUUUCUAUGCUGCUGCCCGUGGUUGGUUGUAGUAGCAUGUCUUUGUUGUAGAUAAACACAAUAUUCCUUUUCUGUUUUUGUGUUUGAAAACUGUAGAUACAGUAGAUCUCUCUUAAUAGAGUGCAAAGUGUCUUGGAUGAUGUUCUCUAAUUCUAUCAGGUUUCUUUUGGACUUUUGGUUGAGUAAAGAUUGUUUUAAUGUUCAAUCUAUAAAUUAUAGUAAAAUAACAGUAUUUAUUUAUGUGAUUCAUUCUGCGUGUUCUGUCGGAAGAAGAGGGUGGAUCCAAUAAAGUGUGGUCAUUUGGAUGAA